CAGUGUUGUGUGACUGCGAACGUAUAAAAACAAUUUUUCAACAAAAACUAAACAUAUAGAUAAAAACUAAAAGUCCGAGCUGGGCAACCUCAGAAAAGGAAACGCCAUCAUGUACCAGGAAUAUCUAAAUCAAUUGCAAUCGUCACUCUUUCCGAUGAACUCGGACCAACUGAAAGAGCUGCUCAACAACGAUGACAAACUGGACGAAAAGGUGGACGAAGUUCUCGAAUCGCUGAAAACACAAAAAGUCCGCUUCUUCGAGGAGAAUCGCAACAGAGCCGAAAAGAACAUUGAGAAGGAGCCAAAAAUCAUUGAGCUGCGCGGCAAGUUGGCCGAACUAUCGGAGGAGGGACGCACCAGCUGCGCUGCUGUCCAGGAAUUGCUGUCACAAAUCAAGGAGAAAACUGGAGGCGUCAGCCAGGAGACCGCGUUGGCUCUGCUCCAGACAGCCGCCUCCGAGAGCGAGGAGAAAACAGAAGAGAUUGUGAAAAAGUUUACCGACAACGAGCUCAACGUGGAAACAUUUCUCGAUGAGUUCCUGACCAGUCGACGCACAAUGCAUCUGCGCAAGCUGAAGGCCGAGAAAAUGCAGGAGCUGAUCCGCAAACAGACGGCUCCGCAGCGUCACAGCACGGGCGGCGGGGGAAUGCCCGCCUAUGGCAACCUGCCUGGCACUGGCGGCGGCUUCUAUCCCAAUCCACACAUGGCCGGUGCAGCCAAUGUGCCCUAUCCAAUGAUGGGUCCCAUGAUGCCCAUGCCGCCGCCGCCAAGACCCUACUGAGAGUUAAAUGUAGUUCUAAUUAAGCCCGAUUCGGAGACGCUGCCGAAGCUGCCAUCACAACGAGAAUGACUCAUCCGAGUGCUUUGUUUACAUAU
This is a messenger RNA of Drosophila novamexicana, 876 nucleotides long. RefSeq names its product vacuolar protein sorting-associated protein 37B (gene Vps37B). Gene Ontology annotation, biological process: protein targeting to membrane; protein targeting to vacuole; ubiquitin-dependent protein catabolic process via the multivesicular body sorting pathway. The transcript has a single exon. Bases 110 to 781 code for a protein of 223 amino acids. Gene Ontology annotation, cellular component: ESCRT I complex. Lineage: Eukaryota; Metazoa; Arthropoda; Insecta; Diptera; Drosophilidae. The record is from RefSeq and is a predicted model, not a curated record.